Molecule: messenger RNA, 2469 nt
Organism: Grus americana (Whooping crane)
Lineage: Eukaryota; Metazoa; Chordata; Aves; Gruiformes; Gruidae
Gene: LRRC34
Product: leucine rich repeat containing 34
Exons: 11
Coding region: 116-1372 (418 amino acids)
Molecular function (GO): protein binding
Source: RefSeq, a predicted model, not a curated record
AUCGUUGUUAACCUCGGAGCAGCCUGGCUCGGGCUGCAGAACAGAGCUCACCCCUGGGCUGGUCGCCGUGGGUUGAUGCAGGGAGAGGGUGCAGGUGUUGGUCGCUCAGCAGGUCAUGUCAGUUCAUCCAGAUCUUCACCAGCACUAUGUGCAGACCUGCCAAAACUUGGGCCAAUCUGAAAACCCCUUCAUUGCUCAUGUGCUUCAAGAAGCUGAAAAAAAUUAUAAAAUGGGACGGACAAAAGGGAUCACACUAAAAAUAGCUGGAAAUAAUCGUCUGGUGCCUGUGCAGAGAGUUACAGAUGACAAUCUUCAAGUUCUUACCUCUGUCUUACAGAAUACUGGAUUUGUCACAGGUUUGGAUUUUAGAUGUAAUGUAUUGACUGAUGCUGGAGCAAAGCACAUGGCAACAUUCCUCCAGGAAAACUCCACUCUGCAGUACCUUAACCUGAUGUUUAAUGAUAUUGGCACAAGUGGAGCAGAGCUGAUAGCGAGAGCACUCCAUAGGAAUGAAACUCUUGUGUAUUUGAGAAUGACUGGAAACAAAAUAGGAAACAAAGGUGGGAUGUUUUUUGCUUCAAUGCUACAAAUUAAUUCAACCUUAGAGAAGCUGGAUCUUGGAGACUGUGAUAUGGGUACGCAGUGUCUCAUAGCAAUAGCAACAGCCCUGACUCAGAACAAAUCAGUCAAAGCAAUAAACCUAAAUCGUCCUUUAUUGUACAGCCAAGAGGAGGAGACCACAAUUCACGUAGCUCUGAUGUUGAAAAAGAACUCUUCUCUUGUGGAACUACAUUUGUGCAAGCACGAAAUGAAAAACUUUGGCGUGGAGCGACUGUGUGAGGCAUUGUAUGAAAAUUCCAGCCUGAGAUACCUUGAUCUUAGCUGUAAUAAAAUAACCUGUGAUGGUGUAAAAUUUUUGGGAGAACUACUGAAACGGAACCAAACCCUGGAAAUCCUUGAUCUUAGUGCAAACAGAAUAGAAGAUGAUGGAGCCAUCUACCUGAGUGAGGCCUUGGCUUUGUACAAGACGACUCUUCAGGCGUUGUCAGUAGUAAGCAACAAUAUCAGUGGCAAAGGACUUGUAGCUCUUUCAGAUGCAAUGAAAACAAACACAGAACUUUCCUAUAUUUACAUUUGGGGGAACAAAUUUGAUGAAGCCACCUGUAUGGCAUUUUCAGAAUUAAUUCAGACAGGCCACUUGAAGCCUAAUUGUACAGAUGUGGAACCGUAUGAAGUGGAUGGGUGCAUUCACCUUGCAGAGCUCUCCCAUGGCCUUAAGAAGCAUUACUACUGGACACCGAGUUGUGGGGAGGCAACGAACAAAGACGCAAAUGCCAGCCUGGCAAUUGUAGCUGUUUCAGAAUUCUUGUGAGGCAGCAGCUUGAUGCGCUCUGUGUGCUUGAGCUUUCCUAUCUGGUUUCUAGUAAAAUAGAUGAUAGCAGUAUCAGACUUGCUGUAUGUUGAUUCUUCAGGGUCUUUAUAGUCUAGAAGGAAUCUAAACUUGCUUGAAAUGGCAUUAAAGAUAAAAUAUCAAACCAAUGACUUUAAAAUUUGAUGCUAAAUAACACCCAAUCUAUUAACAGCCCAUUCAUAUGAAAAUGCAUUAAUUUUGCUGCAGUCAUUUCUAUUGCACACUCUCCGUAGCUGUAGUUCCAGGGUUCCUAGGUGAUGGAUAAAUUUAGUGAAGUGACAUGCUCAGAGGAAAACAUUUUGUCCACGGCAUAGCACACCAAGAGUGACACUAGGUAUUGUUAGCAGUAAUGGGGAGUAAAAGUCACUGACCAGAGGCAUGCAAGGAGUUUAGACUGCAGCAGUGCAGAUGUAUGAACUGAACUCCUAGCAGCUGAACUAUUCCCCUCUACUUAGGAGAUCUCAGAUCAGGACUCUUAUCAAGUGCUUCUUAUUUAAAAAAAGAUGCAGGGGCUGGAUCAGAGCAGCAGCAGAGCCAAUGGAUGGAGUGUCGGGACCACAGGGUCCUCUUCUACAGGGCUGCUGCAGAGGAAGAGCUGCCAUUGCCCUUCCUGGGCUGCGGACUCUGCAGUCAGGUUUCCACGUAGCAGGAAGAGAGAACCCACAGGUAACGUUAUUGUGUCUCUGGGGGCUGGAGUACAGCCAGGCAGAUUAAACUGAAAAAAACUUACACCCAGGACUGCCGCUGAGCAGCAGCUUUGCUUGACAGCAAAUCAGAUACGCUGUAGAACAAGGUUCUUGUUGAAGCUAAUAGAGGUUUGGGUCAACCCAUUUGUUGCUACUGUGCUCUAUAUAUUCUUCUCCUUUUACUUCGUAAUUGCCUGCUUUGAUCUUUCUCCAAGACUGACUUUUUUUUUUUUUCCCCCACUUAAGCAUUAAGCCACUAUACUGCUGGAACUUUAAAGCUAGUGAACCUAGUUUACUGGGGUAGAAAUGGUAUUUUGAUUAACUUGCAGCAUGUACUUGUUUCUUGUACUACAAAUGAAAACCACCACCACC